Molecule: messenger RNA, 5129 nt
Organism: Lytechinus pictus (painted urchin)
Lineage: Eukaryota; Metazoa; Echinodermata; Echinoidea; Temnopleuroida; Toxopneustidae
Product: mitochondrial carrier homolog 2-like
Exons: 11
Coding region: 87-1028 (313 amino acids)
Source: RefSeq, a predicted model, not a curated record
AAUUCUAUGGGCGAGUUGUUUCGGAAUCGCAAAAAAAGUUAAAGUCCGCUGUUUUUGGUCGUUAAUAAUUCAGAAAGAGAUAGAAAAUGGCAGCUGUAAAUGAUCCAUGGAUGCAAAUCGUGGCCAAUAUUGGUCUUGGAGCAUUUAGCCACCCUAUGGGAUAUGUGAAAACGUUGAUUCAGCUGGGUUAUGAACCUCUUCCCCCUCGUUUAGGAAGGAAUGCCUUCUUCAGAGAAUGCUACCAGCUGCCAGGAUUUUUUCCUUAUGUAAGACAUAUACACAGAGUAGACGGUUUCACUGGCCUGUACCGUGGGUUCUUUCCUGCUCUUUGUCAGAACUUCAUUGCUGGUGGUGUCGUAAGAUCAGUUACUGAGAAACUUGAUGAGCUGUUCCCUGUUGAAGAUGAGAGUGAAAAGAAAGCCCUUGCCAAGAAAAGACCUGAACUGGCCAGUGUGUCAUUCCAUACAUUCAUGCUUCAGAUGUCCAAGGAUUCUGUGGCACACUUCUGUGCCGUCGUCGUAACACAACCGUUCAAUGUCGUCAUGGUUCGGAGCAUGGCUCAGUUUAUUGGCAGGGAAACAAAGUACAGUGGUUGGAUAUCCCCUUACACUGAAAUCUACAAUGAUUCAGGAAUCAAAGGAUUCUUUGUAGGACUGGCUCCUAAACUAAUAUUAGAUCUACUCACCUUGUGGCUUGCCAGGACUAUGUACUACACCUUCAGUAGACUAUUCGUAGAUGAUAAUAUGACAAAUGUAUCCGAGCUCAGGAGCUAUGCAAACAUCAUUACAGGUUUUCUAGCGAGUAUGAUAACCUAUCCAUUCAGCCUCAUCAGUAGUAACAUCAUUGUCAAUAAUUGCGGAUUGUUAGCUGGCACGGCACCUUAUGUACCAGUCUAUGUAAACUGGGUUGAUUGCUGGAGGGACCUCAGAAAGAGGGGUCUUCUCAAGCGUGGCUCUAGCCUCUUCUUCAGACGCUACAACCCCAAGAUGGUGGUCUUCCAGCCGGAGCCGGUUACUCCUUUAGACUAGGCCAUAUCUCAACAUCUCCCCCCCCCCAGCCCUGCCCUUUAUGACCCCACCCGCCUACAGAGCCCCUCCCCUUUCUCCCUUCCCUAUAGAAUUACGUUCCUCCACUCUCUAUCGGGUUUUGUGGUUCCAAUAUUCAAUGUUUAAACCCAUUGGCCCGUAUUCUGUAGUUAGGUUUAACUUAGACCAUGGUCUAACUUUGUGUUAAACUUAUGGGAAGCCAAAUAUGUCAAAAUUAUGUUUUCAUUGAAUGCUUCUAAUGUUCACUGUGCUCUUUUCUAAUUUUGUUAUGUUGAAGGAAACUAUCUUAUUCAUCCUUCCCAGACAAUUAAGAAUUAUUUGAGACUAAAAUGAGCUGAUGCACUCAACCUCUACUGUUACAGAAUUAUGCCACAACCGGCUUCCCAUAGUUAAACCGCAACUUUAAACCAGAGUUUAAUUUAAACCUGACUUCAGAAUACGGGCCAUUGGCUAUUGAAUCCUGUGACUGUACUUUCCAAUAAAGAUUCUAUGAUUCUCAUUGGCUUUGUAAAGGGAACACCUGGCUAUAGUAGGCAAUUGGUUAACCUUUCGACUACUGAAUUCUGUGAUUCCCAUAGACUGUAUUAUACAGAGACCAACCAGUUUCAGUAGGUAAUGGGUUAACCUGUUGACUAUUAAAUUCUAUAACUACCAAAGGUCUUUUACAGGGACCAAUAGGCAACUCUUCCUCCCCUUCCCCUUCUCUCUCUCUCUCCCUUCUCUUCUCUCCCUUCCCCUUCCCUCGGAGUUUUAAUCUCAUCUAUGAUGUAAUCAUGGUGAGAUGUAUAUCUAUUUUUCUCGAUAUGACCUCUGACCCCUCUUUUACUUCGUGAUCUUUGCGUACGAACGCAGCAAACCAGUCUUGAUUUUUCGCAAUAUUUUAUAUCAACUGUUCAUGAUGAUUGUCGUAUAUAUCUCGAUGAAUAAAUUCUCUUUUGUGGGUUCAGUAGGAAAAAAAAAAGAUUAUGUAUUUUAAACUUGAGAGUAAACUUUGGCUUUAUUCAAUAACUGUCCACAUAUUUGGUAAUUUCAUGCAUAGAAAUUCUUUGAUGUUAAUCUCAAGAGCUAUACAAACACUGUUCAUCAUUAUUAUUGUGGUGAUGAUGUCUCCUACUGCGACCACCCUGGAUAAAUUUGCAUUAGGAGCAAUGACCCGCAUCAGUUUAUCGAUGAUAUUAUAUUAUUCUUUGCGGUUGAAUGCAGAAAUUGCUUUGAAGGUUCAUUUGUCCUUUUUGUAAGUUUUGAUUUUGCAUAUAUUUGCAAUGAACUCUUUGGUAGCUUACAGCAUUUAAUUUUUUUUUAAAUCCAUAUUCGAUGGGAUGGAUCCAGUACAAGUUAAUGUUUUUAUGAAUGGAUAGUUUAUGGGUCUUCUAUAAUGAAAUAUGGAGAUAUGUCAUGUCAACAUUUAAAGCAGGUACGAACCAAUAGCGCCAUCACGAGUUCUCAACUACUCAUAUCUGGCCAGUUUCCUGACCCACAAUGCUAGUGUAGUCUAGUAAUAUAGACCCACUUGAAUGAUAACAUGCUAAUUUUUUACUCAAUACAUUUAUACUGCAAUAACUAUGUUACCAAGUAGCAAAACAAUUACUUUUCCUCUCAAAACAUUUCAGUUUCUCUUUACAAAUACAAUUACAGGUCAGUUUAUUCUGUUGUAAAAUAGUAGAGAUCUGGAAACGUACAUGUAUAUUUCAAGACUAUGUACUUAUAACACACAGUCAAUGAGAGACCACACACAGUUCACUCGCCCUUUAAGAUACUAGAUGUAAAUUUAGAAUUUUCAUGAACACUUAAACCUGACUGUAUGGUUGAUUUACAAGAAAUUCUAAAAAUACAUGGAAUUUUUUUACAUAUCAAGAAUGGUAUGGAAAAAAAGAGUGACAUUUGAUGUAUCAAAUAUCAAAUUUUAUGUGAUUUUGUAUCGUCCAAUUAUGAUUACCUCUCUGUUACUUAUUGCAAGCAAGGUCAAUGCAAUAAAAUGUUGAAGAGAAUGUAGCUCAUCAACCGUUUUAUCAAAUAAUGAAUAGAAUAUUCAGCUGUAUCACUUUUGUGUGUACAGGGGUGGGUGUCAUGAAUAGUUACAAUUAAUGUUUGCAAUUAAUUGUAACCUUUUGUACAUGGAUCACCAUAGACUUACAGUUAUGAUUAAAGGGGAAUGAAACCUUUGGAACCAGUAGGCUUAUGUCAAAACAGAAAAAUCAAAGAAUAAGAACAAAGAAAGUUUGAGAAAAAUUGGACAAAUAAUGAGAAAGCUAUGAGCAUUUGAAUAUUGCAAUCACUACUGCUAUGGAGAUCCUCCCAUUGGCAAUGCGACAAGGAUGUGUGAUGUCACAUGUGAACAACUUUCCCUUUGAUGGACUAUAAAAUACCCUCAAAAUGUCUUUUUGCUUUUUCUUAUGGUGAUACAAACUCUUUAUCCAUGAUGUAUUCUUUAAAAAUCUGUAUUACAUGCCCUCCUAUAGAAAGAACACAUGAUCUACCGAUACAUGUGAUAAAAGAGGCAAUUUAAGUGAUAUAUAUACUAAAGUAAUGGGGAAAGUUGUUCACAAGUGACAUCACACAUCUUUGUCGCAUUGCCAAUUUGAGGAUCUCCAUAGCAUUAGUGACCGCAAUAUUCGAAUGCUCGUAACUUUCUCAUUAUUUGUCCGAUUUUUCUCAAACUUUUGUUGAUCUCUUUCUUUGAUUUUCCUGUUUUCACACAAACUAUCUUGUUCCGAAGGUUUCAUUCUCCUUUAAUUGUACGAUUGAUUGAUGUUUUUUUGUCACAGGGCCCAGACCGUAUUCUCAAUGUGUAUCUGCAGGUUUUUGUUCUUUAUGUUGUUAUCAAAUGACCGUAAAGAGAAAAUUAUGUAUGAAAUUAAUUUCUAUUAAAAUAGGACCUUGUAAUUUUAAAAAGCAUUAUAAUGCAGCAAAUACUGGAUAAUCAUCUGUCCCCCUGAUAUUUUCAUGUUAAAUGAUGUUAAUAUAACUGCAGGGAGCCUUUGUAAAGCAAUGCUUUCAAAACUGAACAGGCCUAUACUGCAGUAUAAAAUAAAUAAAAACAUAAGAAUAAAUAAAUAAUGAAUAUUAUAAAUGCCUGGGUGUGUUUCAUAAAGAUAUAAGUGUGACUAAAACAAUCCCACUCAAAUUCUGCCUUGCGUUCGUUAUGUAAUGAAUCGCCACGUUGGUCAGAAUAUGCUCAGAGGACAUGCAAUACUCAAUACUGUAUAGUAAUCAAUAAGGUUGUAUUACCGGUACUUUGUUCACUUUGGCGUCAAGUCCUACUUAGCUCUUUGUGAAACACUGUCCUUACGAUCAAGAUGAUACGCCAAUCACUGAAAUCUUGCUAUAGAAUGAAGUCUCACUUUGUUAUUUGAGAUGAUAUUCACAUUCCUCUUUAAAUGUAAUUUUCGCUCUUUUUCAAGUUAGUACUCUAGAUAUCUUUUAUCGUCAUGAUGAAAACUGCUUUUAUAUUUACAUGCUCGCUUUGUUUAGAACAGUAGCUGGCAGUACAAAAUCUUCACUGUCAUGUGUAUUGGGGAACAUUGAGAUUAAAGUGAUUAUGUUAAUCAUUUAAUUUCCUUUUUUUUCUUCCAAAAAUAAUUAUUUUGUUUAAAUUUUGUAUUUUAGUAUGUUUCCCCCCGAACAAAUAUUACAUGUUUAUUUAUGCAUAAUUUGUCAGUCGGUGUACUAGCAGAUGUAAUAUUAGAUUAUCACAUUUAGUCUGCCCAAGUAUACCUUCUGUUGUUGAAUCAUCGCGAAAGAUUUCAGAUUCAAGGGCGGUUUCAAGUUUGGUUCGACCUAUCAAUAAUUUUGAGAUGUCUUUACCGAAACAAUUAGUAACAUCAAAGUAUUCUGAAAACCAUAAUUUCUUACUCAAUUCGAUCUCAUAGAUAUGCUUGCAAUAAAAUUGUGAUUUUUCCCAUUUAAAAUUCACUCUUUUGCGAUCAACUUUUGAUAUAUAUGUUUGCAUGUUUUCAAGUACUAAGGGCAGUUGAAAGAGAAAUAAUCUGUAACAGAUUCAUGUUUAAAUGUGAAAUACUUUGUGAGUAAAUAUGAAUGAUCCAUGUGAAGAGAAUCUAUUAAAGAAUGUUUGCAUACCAUGUA